This is a messenger RNA of Gryllus bimaculatus (two-spotted cricket), 765 nucleotides long. The record is from the annotation of a GenBank genome assembly. NCBI's taxonomy places the organism in Eukaryota, Metazoa, Arthropoda, Insecta, Orthoptera, Gryllidae.
AUGCGCGUUCUUGAUACCACGAGAAAGGAUUACUUCGAAAGAACACAAUAUGGGAAGCAAACAGAACGAGCAGUUUGUAAAAGAACUACGGAAACAGUGUUGAAAGACGUUGGCUUGUGUGUAGCCAUUUUUGACAUCUUGGAAAUUCAAGAAUCUUUUCUUCUUCCUGGAGAUGGAGCCGCCCACACAACAGUGCGAUUUCGAGUGGCAGUUUUCAGACCUUUUGAAGAUGAGGUGCUCACAGGAAAAGUAAAGAAAUGCACCUCGGAAGGAGCAAAAGUGACUCUCGGAUUCUUUGAUGAUAUACUAAUUCCCCCGUCAAAUCUUCAGCAACCUGCAAGGUAUGACGAAGUAGAAGAGGCGUGGAUAUGGGAGUACGAAACUGAAGAUGGCAAGCACGACUUGUUCAUGGACAUAGGUGAACCAAUUCGUUUCCGCGUGCUAAAAAACACCUUCAUUGAAACAAGCCCAGUAGAGCACUCUGCUAAAAGUCAAGAGGCGGCCAAGGCCGACGAGAGCCUUCCCUGUCCGUAUACAGUCACGGCCAGUAUAAGUGAACCAGGUCUAGGAUUACUGUCUUGGUGGUCAUAGUACCGGUUGAAGACUACUUUCUACGACAGAUUACGACGACGCUGCCAAGACAAUGGAUAAUAUAUUUCAAAGAGGAGCUAAAUGAUUUUUUUCUAUUUAUGUUCACUACAGUAUACAUUUAUAUUGUGAAAUAAAAAAAUAAUAAAAAACAAAAUUAUCGCUUCCCAAUCAGAA